AUGGUUCUGACCAAGGCAGCCACUUGCAGCCUCAUCCACCUCAUCCACCACAUCCGCAUCCACCUCAUCCACAUCCGCCUCAUCCUGAUCCCCCCCCAUCCACCCCAUCCGCCUCAUCCUCCUCAUCCGCCUAGCACGAGCUCGUACAUCCUCCAGGCCUACUGCGGUGACUCCUGGUUGACUCUUUGCAGUGACAUCCCGAGUGGAUGGCAGCAGCACAAUGGGAAGUUCCAAGCAAACAUCAGCGAGGAACCUCCGGCCGCCUCCUCAGAUUCGGAUGCCUCCAACAACUACCUCACCUUUGGAGGGUAUAAAGUGAAUGAUGGGACCUUGCCAAGUACUAGCACACUCACUGGGUGGUUCUCCACUUUGAACGCCAACAAUGUGGAAAUGGACAUGGAGGGCGACGCCAUCAACUACACCAAUUGGACAGUGGCGGCUGAAUGGGCUGUUCAAAUCAAAGAGGCCAGUCCCAGUUCCAAGAUCCAGAUGACCGGCAUGGUGGCGUACUACCCCAAUGCAAGCCAAAUCGCCGAAGACUACCCAGACACCGUGGACUACUUUGCCGUUCUGAUCCAUGCCUAUUAUAUGGACAAGAACGGCUACGCCAUCGACUGUUCCAACCCCUACUCGGGCGAAACCUGGGGUUAUGUGCAGAAUUGGCUCAAUACUUCGAUUCCAAAGAGCAAGCUCAUUCUGGCCCUCACCACAAUUGACUUGAAGCCCUGCUAUAUGGACGUGAUCAAGACCUGGAUCAAGUUCUACAGUUUGGCAGGUAUGAGCUUCUGGGAUUGGCAGAAUCGCUCAAGCGACGUCUCCUUGGAAUGUAUCGAGGACCCCGAUGUCAAUUGCACUUCCUCUACUAGCAGUACUACCGUGACGACCACCACGGCCUCCUGCGACGACCAGUGUGUGCAAGGUCCGUACAAGGGACAAUGUUGCGAUCCUGACUCGGUGACCACGAAGGGGAGCUGUGCCACAUUGGGGCAGGAGGGUUGCUGCGGAAACACGGACAGCAGCGAGUCCUACUGCCAAGUCCAGCGUUGCCACGCCAAAUGCUCCAGUGAUAGUGAUGUCCCAGGCGCUUGCUGUGACACCAGUCAGAGCACGUCGAAAGGGAAUUGUGGCGAGAUCGGCCAGGAGGCAGAAGCUACCAGCCCUAGUGGUGACCACCCCGCUGACAAGAAGAAGGUGACCGAAGAGAAGAAGCCCGCUGAGGCUUCGCCGGAUGUGCUGGCGGAGGAGUUCCAUGGGCUACUGCCCGAGGAGGCAGAGUUCGAGGUGCGCCAGAACGCGGAGGAGGGCCGCUACAUGGCGCCUCGGAGCGGACGGAAGGUUUGCUCCCAGGAGCUCGAGGAGAACGCGUGGUUCUUGUUGGAGUCUCCCAUCGUUUGUUGGCCGCUCACGGAGCAAGAAGGGGAGAAGCUUUCUGACCUUCCCUGCAGCUGGUGUGAGGCCUGCUUGCGCGCCUUGGCCACCGAGGAAGCUGAGCCAAGCGCCCCAUCCAAGCCGAGGUGGAUGGUGAUGCCGCCGAGGCUUUGCGAGAGCUGUGUGGGCUUGAAGGACAUGCUUGCCAAGGACGAGGAGUUGCUCCGGUGGCGCCAGUGGCAGCAGCUUCGUUCGCCCAAGAGUUGCAUCGGAUUGGAGGCCUUUGGCCGCUGCUUGGCGCAGGUAGCGCUAUUGGCUGGUAAAGCCAAAGAGGCUGCGGGCCUCAACGAUGAUGAGGCGCUCCACUAUGCCUUGAGGCUUCAAGGACCUCCCGGAGAUGCCACGGUUGAGUCCCUCCGAUGUUGGUGGCGGCGGAGCGAGGGUUGGGAGCGGCGGCAUGGAGGGUCACCUCUUGGACAGAAGGGGCUUCGUCGAGAUGUCGAGACGCCUGAGGCUGCAUGGCACGACGCACGGGAGCUCAGUGGACCGCCCAAAGAGGUGGCGGAGGCCCUGCGAUCCUCCGAGCCCUUCGCAGACAGGCUUCGCGCGAGGCUGCCGCAGGCGGAUGCCUUACUUUCAGAGGAGACAGUCCCCGGAGGUCGCCAAAGUGCCCUCUCCCCGGAGGCCUUACCACCGGUGGCCACCUCGGCGGAUCAGACCUUUUGGUCGCGACCUGAGGGCGGUGGGACAGCGCUGGACAUGGGACAUCGACAUCAGAUGAGAAGGAGAAAGGAUGUUGGGUUUUCCCCCCCCACCUUCAAAUUGGACCCCAGGUCGGCCGCCAAUGAUUCCUCCUUCCAUGGACGCAUGGGGAUCAAGAGCUUGGUGAACGUGAACAACACGGCGGAGCUCCUUGGCACGGAUCCGGGAUGGAGAGGCGGGUCCGGAGGAGAGGGCGGAGAGGGCGGAGAGGGCGGAGGCUUUUGCAUUUGGCCUACCUCCAAUCCAGGACGAUCGGUCGGCGCAUGGCGCAUGUUCGAACAGGAAGAGGCGGAAGAGGCCUGUUCACAGGCGGUGAGCUAUCGCUUUGCCCAGCUGACGGAUGUGCACAUCGAGAAUGGCCAUUUGAAGGGUGAUGUGUGCCGAGUUGCUGAGGCUUUCAACAAGUCAACUUGUAUUCCAUUUCAGGUGGAGCCUGAAGCAUCUUCCUACCCUUUGGGUCGCUUGAAUUGCGACCCUCCGGUGGCACUCCUACGCUCGAUCAUGGAGCACAUGGCACGGAUCACCGAGGACCGGGGUGAAGGCGGCAAGCCGGAAUUCGUGCUCUUCACAGGUGAUAUCCCGAGCCACCAGCUGUCAUGCCAGUUCCACCAAGCGAGGACGAUCGAGAUGGUGAUCACCAUGUUGGCCAAAGGAAUCAAGUCGGUCGCGCCCAAGCUCUACCCGGCCAUGGGGAACAAUGACUAUUUCCCCAACUACAACAUCUCUUUGGAGCCCAAUAGCCCCUGGCAGCAGUUCGUGGCCUCUGUCUACGCCCGCGAAGGAGUGCUGGAAGGCGAGGCGUUGAAGACCUUCGCCCGAGGCGGCUAUUACACGGCGACACCAAGACCUGGACUGAGACUGCUGGUGUUGAACACGGUGGUCUGGAGCCAGAAAGUCUUGGAUUGGGACGCUGCACCGAAACGUCAUGUCCAGCACCAUCGCACCAUCGCCAAUGAACACCUCUACAAAGGGGCGGAUGCUCCGUUGCCGGGUGCCGAUACCAGCGGCUGGACCUGGGACGAAGAUGUGGUCGACAAGAAAGUCUUCGUGAGCUGCGACGACCGUCCGGCCGACCCCUAUGGCCAGCUGGCCUGGGCCCGGGCGCAGCUGGCGGAGGCCUCGCGCGCCGGCGAGCGGGUCAUCGUCGCCGGGCACGUGCCGCCCGGAGACAAGGUGGGGAGCAACAACUUCUGUCCUCAACACUUGGCGGAUCUGGUGAACUUGACGCGCGACUUCGCAGAGAUCAUCGAAGUGCAGCUCUAUGGCGACCAUUCCAACGAUGAGUUCCGCAUGGUCUGGAGCGAAACCGGCCACCGUACGCGUGCGGCCGCGGUGUCCUCAGUGCUGGUGAGUGCCGGGGUGACGCCUCGCAAGCACUGCAACCCCUCGUGGCGGCUCUUUGAGGUCUCGAAGGAUCAUGAAGUCUCGGACUUCACUCAGUUCUACCUCCCCUUGGCCGACACAGACAUCCGCCUGAAGAUGGAUAAGAAGUGGGAGAAACUACAUGCGAAAGGCAAAGAUGAAGCCGUUUCAUGGAAGUUUUGGCGCAAGCAAUACUCCUUCCAUGAGCAAUACGGUGUUGGUCUUGACCCUGAUGAGCUUGAAUAUCUAUGGUUUCGGCUGCAGAAGAAUCCCAAAUUGCUUCGAACGUAUUUGGGUCAUAUGUUCUCUCAGACCGUGGGCUCCAACGACUACUUCGACUACAUUUGUGAUAUGAGAUAUCUCAGUGCCGAGGACAACGAGCUUUGUUCCGACCCUUGGAUGCUGAAAAAAGAAAGUGACCAGAUGCGUGUUAGUUUGGCCUUGGUGGUGAAGUUCUCUCAGAGUCUGUGGUUUUCACCAAAGAAUGAAUCUGUGUUCUGA
This is a messenger RNA of Durusdinium trenchii, 3993 nucleotides long. NCBI's taxonomy places the organism in Eukaryota, Dinophyceae, Suessiales, Symbiodiniaceae. The record is from the annotation of a GenBank genome assembly.